Bombina bombina (fire-bellied toad) is the source of this 8694-nucleotide messenger RNA. RefSeq names its product kinase D interacting substrate 220 (gene KIDINS220). The transcript has 30 exons. The coding region runs from base 143 to 5452 and encodes 1769 amino acids. Gene Ontology annotation, molecular function: protein binding. NCBI's taxonomy places the organism in Eukaryota, Metazoa, Chordata, Amphibia, Anura, Bombinatoridae. The record is from RefSeq and is a predicted model, not a curated record.
CACGUGGUCUAGUGUGUUGAUACUGUCCCUGACUAGGCACAGAGACAAGAUGGCUACAGUGUGAGGGCAGAGGUUUUGUCUGCUACAGAUGACGGCAUAGUUACCUGAGAUUUUUACUUAACGUGUGACACUUUUUGGAGCCAUGGCGAGCUUGGGUCCCCAGAACCUGUUGGUUUAUGUGGAAGAGGGCAACAUUGCCGCUUUGAAAACGCUGCUGGAAAAAUGCAAGGAUGUGGAUGAACGAAAUGAGAAUGGACAAACUGCAUUGAUGCUGGCAGCUGAGCAAGGGAACCUGGAAAUUGUUCAAGAACUCCUCAGAAAGAGAGCUAACUGUAACCUUGAAGAUGUUGAUAAUUGGACUGCUCUGAUUUCUGCUGCCAAGGAAGGACACUUGGAAAUUGUACGGGAGUUGCUGAACUACAAUGCUAACCUGGAGCAUCGUGAUGUGGGGGGUUGGACCGCCCUUAUGUGGGCUUCUUACAAAGGCUCCACUGAUGUUGUGGAUCUUCUGCUUUCCAAAGGAGCCAAUCCAAAUAUUACUGGUUUGCAAUACAGUGUGUACCCGAUCAUUUGGGCAGCUGGCCGAGGUCAUUGUGAUAUUGUUAAACUCUUACUGCAGUAUGGAGCAAAGGUCAACUGUUCAGACAAGUAUGGAACCACACCUCUUAUUUGGGCUGCAAGAAAAGGACACUUGGAGGGUGUCAAGUCACUUCUGCAGAUGGGGGCGGAUGUUGAUCAAGAAGGCGCUAACUCAAUGACAGCUCUUAUUGUAGCAGUUAAAGGUGGUUACACAGACACGGUCAAAGAAAUCUUAAAAAGGAACCCAAAUGUGAACUUAACAGACAAAGAUGGCAACACCGCUCUCGCCAUUGCAGCCAAGGAGGGACACACAGAAAUUGUGCAGGACUUGCUUGAUGCAGGAACAUAUGUGAACAUCCCUGAUCGGAAUGGGGACACAGUACUAAUUGGUGCUGUUCGCGGCGGCCAUGUUGAAAUUGUUAGAGCACUGCUGCACAAAUAUGCUGACAUAGACAUCAGAGGACAGGAUAACAAAACCGCUUUGUAUUGGGCUGUUGAGAAAGGAAAUGCCACCAUGGUGCGAGACAUUCUUCAGUGUAACCCAGAUACAGAAAUUUCUACAAAGGAUGGAGAAUCUCCGCUUAUUAAAGCCACUAAAAUGAGAAACAUUGAAAUUGUGGAGCUUCUGCUUGAUAAAGGAGCCAAAGUUUCUGCAGUAGAUAAGAAAGGGGACACACCACUUCAUAUUGCAAUCCGAGGAAGAAGCAGGAAGCUUGCAGAGCUUUUGUUAAGAAACCCAAAAGAUGGAAGAUUACUGUACAGGCCCAACAAAUCUGGAGAGACACCUUAUAACAUAGACUGCAGCCAUCAGAAGAGUAUCCUUACUCAGAUAUUUGGUGCCAGACAUCUGUCCCCUACUGAAUCUGAUGGGGACAUGCUAGGUUAUGACCUUUACAGCAGUGCCCUGGCUGACAUUCUUAGUGAGCCCACCAUGCAGCCCCCAAUCUGUGUUGGACUUUACGCUCAGUGGGGAAGUGGAAAGUCAUUCCUGCUGAAGAAACUAGAAGAUGAAAUGAAAACGUUUGCUGGACAACAGAUUGAGCCUUUGUUUCAGUUUUCUUGGCUUAUUGUGUUUCUCAUUCUACUGUCGUGCAGCACUAUCGGACUGCUGCUCUCCUUCACAGUAGAUCCAAAGUUGGGAAUAUCUGUGGCACUCAGUUUGUUAGCCAUUCUCUACAUAUUCUUCACUGCAAUCUACUUUGGUGGAAGACAAGAGGGAGAAAGUUGGAACUGGGCUUGGGUGUUGAGCACCAGGUUGGCCAGACACAUUGGAUAUCUUGAACUUCUCUUAAAGCUGAUGUUUGUAAAUCCACCAGAACUUCCUGAGCAAACCACUAAAGCUCUGCCUGUCAGGUUCCUGUUUACAGAUUAUAAUAGACUUUCUAGUGUAGGAGGUGAGACGUCUAUGGCUGAAAUGAUAGCGACACUGUCUGACGCAUGUGAGCGGGAGUUUGGCUUUCUAGCAUCCCGUCUGUUUCGUGUGUUCAAAACAGAAGAAUCACAAGGAAAAAAGAAAUGGAAGAAGACUUGCUGUCUCCCCUCAUUCGUUAUAUUUAUAUUCAUUAUGUCCUGCAUCUUUGCGGGUGUAAUUUUACUGGCUAUCUUUAAAGUGGAUCCAAAAAAUAUGACGGUGAAUGCCAUCCUGAUAGCUGUGGCUUGUGUGGUGGGACUAGUGUUGGUCUUGAACUGCCGCACAUGGUGGCAAGUAAUGGAUUCCAUUUUGAACUCCCAGAGGAAAAGACUGCAUAGCGCAGCUUCUAAACUACACAAGCUGAAGAGUGAGGGUUUUAUGAAGGUGCUGAAGUGUGAAGUGGAGCUGAUGGCUAAAAUGGCAAAGACUAUAGAUAGCUUCACACAGAACCAAACACGACUGGUUGUGAUCAUUGACGGCCUUGAUGCUUGUGAACAAGAUAAGGUUCUUCAUAUGCUUGACACGGUUCGGAUCCUGUUUUCCAAAGGACCUUUCAUAGCUAUAUUUGCUAGUGAUCCACAUAUUAUUAUCAAGGCAAUAAACCAGAAUCUAAACAGUGUACUGAGGGAUUCCAACAUUAACGGACAUGACUAUAUGCGGAAUAUCGUCCACCUCCCUGUCUUCCUUAACAGCCGUGGCCUUGGAAGUGCUAAAAAGCUGUGCGCAUCCGCAACAACUAAUGGUGAUGUGCCAUGCUCCGACAGUACAGGUGCACAUGAAGACCUUGACAGAAGGGUUUCCCAACAUAGCCUUGCAGAUGCCACAAAACUUGGAAGCAAGACAGCCCUCAACAGACGGGACACAUACAGAAGAAGACAAAUUCAACGCUCCAUGACGCGCCAAAUGUCAUUUGACCUGACCAAGCUGCUAGUAACAGAAGACUGGUUUAGUGACAUAAGUCCCCAGACAAUGAGGAGAUUACUAAACAUUGUUUCAGUAACAGGGAGGUUACUUCGAGCAAAUCAGAUUCAUUUCAACUGGGAUAGAUUAGCCUCCUGGAUCAACCUAACCGAGCAGUGGCCUUACAGAACAUCCUGGCUCAUCCUCUACUUGGAAGAGACUGAAGGAGUUCCUGACCAAUCAACUCUAAAAGUUAUUUACGAGAGAAUUUCUAAAAAUAUUCCAACAACAAAAGAUGUUGAACCAUUGCUUGAAAUUGAUGGAGACAUUCGGAAUUUUGAAGUGUUUUUGGCAUCAAGGACGCCAGUUCUUGUGUCGAGAGACGUUAAGACCUUCUUACCAUGUACAGUUAACUUGGAUCCAAAGUUACGGGAAAUAAUUGCAGAUGUCCGCGCUGCAAGAGAACAGAUGAAUAUUGGUGGUUUCUCAUUCCCUGCAUUACCCCUACAAGAUGCACCACCUAGAGCAUCUUCUGUGUAUAGCCAGCCACCGUCUGUCUGCUCGUCCGCAUCAUUUAAUGGACCGUACCCUGCUGGUGUUGUAUCUCCACAACCACCCAGCAGCUAUUAUAGUGGUAUGACAGGACCUCAGCAUCCUUUCUAUAAUCGGCCAUUCUUUGCUCCUCAUGUUUACACACCAAAGUAUUUCUUUGGCAAUCCCCAACAUCCCAUGUCACGUCCAUCUGUAAAAUCAAGUUUAUCCAGAGAUCAAAACAAUGGCCUAGACAUUAUCAAAGAAGAUGCUGCAGAGACUCAGCCUUCUCCCACACACAGCCCUCUGGGUGCAGCCAACAGCACGGCUGGAGCGCACACUUCUUCACUUUUCUCCAUGAAUGUAGACUCUGUGUGUGAGAAGCUGAAACAAAUAGAUGGGAUUGAUCAGAGCAUGCUGCCUCAGUACACUGCAACUAUCCGUAAGGCUAAUAUCAAUGGACGUGUUUUGACACAAUGCAGCGUGGAAGAACUGAAAAAAGAAAUGAACAUGAAUUUUGGUGACUGGCAUCUCUUCAAAAGUGCACUUCAUGAUUUGAGAACCUCUGAGAUCCCAAUUCAUCCUGAAGAAAUCCGGGCAGCCCCUGAGCCUAGCAGAAGUAUUGCGCCGCACAGCGAGGUGACUCGACGCUCUGCUCCAAACGCAGAGCUUCCUCACACUGAUCUGGCUGGGCAAAAUUAUGAUUUCAGCUUCAGUUUUGAAGAACUCAACAACAUUGGUUUUGAUGAACCACCACGUAUCGGCUUAGGCUGGCAGGGGCGUACUCAUAGAACUCCUAGUCUUUCAAGCCUCAACUCCCAAGAAUCCAGCAAUGACAUCUUGAGGCUUACAGACAAAGUGCAGGCAGAAUAUAGAGAUGCAUAUAGGGAGUAUAUUGCACAGAUGUCCCAAAUAGAGGGGGGUGCAGCUUCAAGCACUAUAAGUGGCAGGUCUUCUCCAAUGAGCUCAACUGCUUACCAGAUAGGGCAAAGCACAUCUGUGAGUUCUUUCACUUCUAAUACUGAACAGGACAAAGGGAGAGAAAGUGAACAAAAACAGGAAGAAGGACGGAAGCAGUUUUUACUGAAGAGAACUGAUGUAAUUGAUUACACAUCCUCAUCCGUUUCUACUACUGAUGCUUCUCCCUUGGACCCAAUCACAGAAGAAGAUGAAAAGUCGGAUCAGUCUGGAUCCAAGCUCCUUCCAAGUAAAAAGCCUGCUGAAAGAGCAAGCAUAUUUCAGGGAGCUGAUUUGAAAAUUAAGGGAGCUGGUCUGCGUUACCAGAAGCUCCCUAGCGAUGAAGAUGAGUCUGGGACAGAGGAGUCUGAUAACACCCCACUUCUUAAAGAAGGAAAAGGCAGAAAGAUAGAUGGUAGCCAGGAUAAGAAAAUAUUAGAGCAUACAAGUGAGUCUGUGAGGAACCUCAGUAAAGCAAAAGAAUAUUUGUCUGAUGCAAUCCUUGAUAAGAAAGAUUCAUCUGAUUCAGGAGUGAGAUCUAAUGAAAGCUCACCAAAUCAUUCUCUCAACAAUGAGGUUACAGAUGAUUCUCAGCUUGAAAAGGCAAAUCUUAUUGAGCUUGAGGAUGAGCGCUUGCGAGGAAAGAGAGGAAUACCUAAUAGCCUGAGUGGCCUUCAAGACCCUGCAGUAGCACGUAUGUCAAUUUGCUCUGAAGACAAGAAAAGCCCGUCUGAGAGCAGCCUAAUUGCCAGUAGCCCUGAGGAGAAUUGGCCUUCCUGUCAGAAAGGAUACAACCUGAACCGCACUCCAAGUACAGUUACCCUUAACAACAACACUGCACCUACCAACAGACCUAAUGAAAACUUUCAAGAAACAGAGGAAGCAAAAGAAGAGUCUCCAAUCAUAGUAGUUCCAGGAUCAAGUCCUGUCCAUAAUGAAAACCUGAAGCGUUUGACUCAUAAGAGAGGUCAACGUUCAGGCUAUAGCCGACUCACAAAAGAUGCAUCUGAGUUGCAUACUGUUGCAUCUUCUGAUACGGCUGGCUUUGGAGAAGAGAGAGAGAGCAUUCUUUAAAUUCAUUUUAGAUCAGAUGAAAGCUAAUCUGUUAAUUGUUGCGCUACAUUAAUAGAAAAAAAUCACUCAAGCCAAAUCAUUACAUUAUUUUAUCAAUUACUUUAAUUCUGUCUUUAAUACUGCCUUACAAGUAAAUUAUACAACCUUCCAACAAAAGAACAAGUCAAACAAAGUUAGAUUUAGUCUUCACUAUUCUUUCAUUACAGUGCAUCAUUGUUUUUAUUCUAGAUGUCACACAACCAUUGAAGGAAGGGGUUAAAAAUUAUACUGACAGCAAAUCAUUGUUGCCAAAGGGAGCUUAAUUUGGUCCCGAAGAGGAUCAAAUUGUGCUUAUGCCUGUUUCAAGAUUUUUUUCUUUCUGUUUACUACAAAACAAUCCACUAAAUGGGCUCUUUGGUUCAUUUUGCAAUGUUCAGACAUUCUAAUUGAAAGUUGCCACAUGGUGGGUCAUCAAGCAGGUAUUGGUUUGAAUUGUGAUAGCUAGCACACUGCCAUUUGCAUUCACUGCCUAUAUAGUCAGGACAUUACUUAGCAUUCAAAAUAGUGUGUCAUCAUGUUCUUAAAAAUCUAAUUCAUUACAGUAAGAUGCAUUUAAGAAAAUAACUGCUCUAAUUCACUUAGGAAAAGUUAUAAAUGUUCCAAAACACAUUUUUUGUAGGUAAUAUCCUUAAAAGAAUGUUAACCAACUGUUGCUUUUGUGAAAUCCCUGUGCUUGUCCCUUACUCCCUAGACAGCCAAACACCACAUUCAAUAACCUACACAUUCUGCAACUCAGAUACCUAGUUUAUGCAAUUUGCAGCAGUUUGAAGACUUUUUGCUUGUUGAUCUCACUAGGGAGUGUAGGAAAAAAACUCACAUUUUAAUCAAAAGCAAGAGGUGUGUAAUGCGUGUAAAUAUUUACAAAUCUCACUGCUUGGUUUACUGGUAUUUGGUUUAAAUGAGAUGCAUCACUCAUAACAUAUAUUUAGUGCUGUUCAAAGAACAUAAGUAAUGAGGAUAUAUUGUACUUGCAUUGAGAUGGUUUUGUUAGAGCAGAAGGACUCGUACCAUAUAUAGAACCAACCAGUGUUUUUUGGUGACUGAAUCUUAUCAAUAAUUUAAAAUAAUAUUGUGUUUGUGUUAUGAUUAAAAGUAUUAAAUUGUUGUAGGCCUAACAUGAUCAUUCUAUAAAGUCUUAUCAAAGCUGUCAUCGGCUCAGCAUUUUGGUAUCUAAGCUAUAAAAAGUCCCUGUAUCUGUACUGCAUGCCAAGAGCACCCAGUGUUAGUUCCAGUGUGUUAUGUGAUCUUGCAUGUAAAAAUUUGAAAAAUAUUUAAAUGUUAAGGGGGCUCUAUUUUGAGAUUUUCGACUGAAGUUUAAAUGUGUGUCUUCCUGAAUGUUUCUUCCCAUUUCCCAGUAAUCCCAGAACUAUUCUGUCAUUUAGCUCCCAGUAGUUGUCAGUUCAGAGGCUAAGUGUAAACAUUCUGUUUGGGUGAAAACAGCACAAGCAGCAGAGAAAAACUCAGGCAAACUUUGCUGAGCGAAGAGAAGUCACCGAACAGAUCAAAUAUAUCUAAAAAUGUGUUUCAAAGAAAACAACUUAUCUGUAUUUGUGAACAUAAUGGGAAAUUAUAUGUUGUGUAAAGUAAAACUCUAAAACCAUCUUUUAUCCCCUUGGUUACCAUAUCGGCGUGCAGUGUAUUGCUCCACAAAGUUUCAGCACUAUCUGUUAGCCAUGGGGAUAGAGAAAGCUUGGUGUCUGAGGAGGCAUUAAUGCUGAUACUCAAAUUAUUUCAAUUAUAAUGCACUAUUUUGUAUUGGUAGAAUGUUCAAAAUCAUGAAAUAUGCUGUUAAAUUCAUUAAUUGGACUUGAAAUAACAAUAUGUUAAUGGAGUUUGUUGGUUUUUGUGUUUGGCAUAGACAUAUGAUAAAUAAUUCAGUUCAUGAGUAGAAAUAUUUAAGACCCUAUUAAUAAUAUCUAGCAUUAGUAAAGGUGUUACUCUCUGUGAAGACAAAUAUAACCACUCCUGACAAGGAAUUAUGUGCACGUUGGGCACCUAGCAGCCUAUCUUUAGUUUAACUCUAUCCCAAAUGCUUACAGUCUGUGUCCCAUGACAUUGUUGUAGAAGUGUAUAUGGUUAUAGUUCUAUAAACUUUCUACUAAGCCAGGAUAUUUCAGGUUUGGGGGAUUUGUUUAGUUUGCAUAGCAAAGUGUUCUCCAUUCUAGAUUAUUUAUCACCCAUUAAGUUAAGAUAUCAGGAUCUGCUUUAGUGAAGGGUGAUAAAUUGUGCAUCAGGCAGUCCGAAUGACCUACCUAUUCACAAAGCAAAAGUAUCUGUAAAUCCCUGGAUUUAUAUAUUGUUGAUAAUCAGAAUAUUCAGCCUUGUAGACAAGUAAAAUCAUUAUUAUAUCAAAACCCACACAUAGUUUAGAUGUAUUGCCUUAGGGUCCAUUGUAUGGGUUGAUGUGGAACACAAAUGCUAAUAGAUAAUUAUGUGAGGAUUUUCAUUAUAUUUCAGUAGAACAGAUAUAGGAAAGCUGCUGCUACUGAGAGAAAGCAAUAGCCUGAAGCACAGAUUGUCGUAUUUCUUUUGGGGAAAAGCUGUCAUUGGUAACCCAAUUAAAAAAAUAUUUAGUUCAGUACAUAAUAGCCCAUAUUAGGGACCUAUAUAUAAACCUGUACCUAGUUCUGGCUGCCUGGCUCAUGCUCAUAAAAAUAUAUUCAUGAUUUCUAGUGCAUUGCUAUUCAGUGCUGAGUAAUCUUAGCAUUAAGAGAUGCUGCUGGCCAGUAAAUCUCUUGUGAAUAACUCUAAAUGUGCAGAAAUAUUUCAUCCACUGCAGGGCAUUGUUUUUUUUUCUGUGUAGCUUAAUCCCAUUCAUUGUUUUGAAAUUUCUAUUCUGUUUUAAAAAAAAACUACUUUGCACAAUUUAUCCUCCAGUACUGUAUAUGGAAUGUGCUUUUCUGUCCUUUUUUGUUUGUUUGUUUUAACUGUUUCUAAAAACACAGAAAUAAUAGAGCCAGAUAAACUGUACCUUUCUGUAUGACGCUAGAUCGUUCACGACAAUCUAUAGCAUUGUUGGCCUUCUACCAAGCUCAGCUGUGCAUUUGGUAUUUCUGACUCCUCAGGCUGUUGCAUGCAAUAUACUUUAGUGCGUUGCUUUGUGAGAUCUUCAAGAAAACAGUGUUUAAUGUUUAUGACUGAAAAAUGCAUUAUACAGUUUGUGAAGUGUUGUGUUAAAGCAAAAAUAAACUACUUCAACCUUG